Acanthaster planci (crown-of-thorns starfish) is the source of this 2202-nucleotide messenger RNA. RefSeq names its product neutral cholesterol ester hydrolase 1-like. Lineage: Eukaryota; Metazoa; Echinodermata; Asteroidea; Valvatida; Acanthasteridae. Gene Ontology annotation, cellular component: membrane. Gene Ontology annotation, molecular function: carboxylic ester hydrolase activity. The record is from RefSeq and is a predicted model, not a curated record.
UAACAGUGAUUCACCACAGAGCCACGAAAAGGGAUGUGCUAUGAGCUUCAAAAUUGGGCUCCGUCUAGCGUGGGAAAAUUUCCCAAGAGCAUUUUAUGACAGCAUGAUGGUCUAUGCGCUGCUGAGUGUAUUAGACUGUUGAAGAGACAAUAUGGUGCGGGUUAUUCUUGCGGGUCUAGUGGUCGUGACGGCGUUGGUAACGUACGUGAUAGUCCUACCGGUCCCUGACGAAGUAGGAGACAGUCCCUGGAUGGUGAAAACCGCUGCACUAAAAUGGAGACUUCAAUAUGUCUUGAAGCUCGUCACACCGAUUGGUAUCAAUGAGUGGUUCGAUGAAAGGGCAAGGGAAGACUCUAGGGCAGCUGGCCCAAAUGUGCCGUACACAGACGCGGUGUUUGACCGGGUUCCCGUCCGGAUAUUUACCGACGAGCCAGUGGGAGGGAUGACCGCUAAACGGCCGGCCAUCGUCUACUUCCACGGUGGAGGGUGGAUAAGAGGGAGCGUAGAUGGCUACCAUCCUGUGACGGCUCUACUAGCUCGAAAACUCAACCUGAUUUUAGUAUCUGUGGAGUAUCGUUUGGCUCCAAAAUACGUGUUUCCGACAGCGAUAGAUGACUGCACGGCUGCGACAGUCUGGUUUCUAGAGCACCUCAACGAAUACAACGUUGACCCUGCAAGGGUUGCCCUCAUGGGGGAUAGCGCAGGUGGAAAUCUGGCUGCAGCAACAGCACAACGACUUACCUUUGAUAAGAAGUACCGAGACCUGCCUAAAGUGAAACUGCAGGUCUUGAUCUAUCCAGCCUUACAGGCAUUCGACUUCAAAACGCCGUCGUACCAGCAAUAUGGCGACUACAGUACUUUGAUACUGGACACGGAAAUUGCAACGUGGAUGUGGAGCCUGUAUGGUCACGGUAGGAAGGAUUUAGGUAGCCUCGUUAAGGCAAAGAUGACCAACAACCACACCUCGGCUGCCGCCAAAAGGUCCCCGCUGGUCCAAGAAUGUCUCUCUCACGGUCUCAUUCCAGAUGAGUUCAAACAGAGUGGCUACGAAUCUACCUCACACGAUUUUGGAGACGAAGGCAUUUUCGAAAAGAUCAAAGGAGUUCUCCUGGAUCCAGACUACGCUCCUCUCAUGCGAAAAGACCUGAGAGGACUCCCAGAGGCGUACAUCCUGACUGCUGAGUAUGACGUCUUGAGGGAUGACGGCAUCAUGUACGCCAAGCGAUUGGAGAAGGGGGGAGUGCCGGUUACCUGGAAGCACUACAUGAAGGGUUAUCAUGGCAUGUUCAGUUUGGAGAAUCGUCCACUACUUUCGACUACGGUGGGCGAUAAGAGUGUCUCGGAUUUUAUUCAGUUUGCACGACAGAAUCUGCAUGAGAAAUGAACUGGAAAAAAUACCUAAUUAUUAUUAUUAUUAUCUUUGAUUUAUCAGGGAAGCCCAUUUACACAUGAUUGUGGUCUUCCCUAGGGCCCUGGGAAAUAAAUUAAGUUAAAAUUUAUUUAUUUAUUUUGUUUUCAUAGGCAACAGCAAGCAAAUCGCCGUUCACAGGUUAGGUAUUAAAAAUAAAUAUAACACAUAGGACUCUAGCAGGAAGCUAAGUGAUCCCUGGAGACGGAAGACUCCCUUUGGUUGAGCUCUUCAACGAGGCUUAUAUUUUAUUAAUUCCUAAGCACAUACAAUCCUAUAUAUACACCAGUACAGCAUAUUUUGCCUACCUUGUCGGUCUGGUGCGGCGGAUCGAACGCUUGUGCGGAGCAGAACCUAAAAUGGUGCGGCGGUCAACCCUUUCCGAGAGUAGUUUGGUAGUUCCGAAAUAACUGUUCUUAUGGUGAAGUGCGCGGGUAGUCACAUGAAGGCCCAGCUAGCUUAGGUUGGACCGAUGCGAGUGCGGUGCGAACUAGCCUAGGGUGCUAGAUUUUGCAGCAUCGUAGCGGCGCCCGUCACGGCUACGGCCGAACUGUUUGCCGGGUGAGACACCUCCAUAUCCCUCACCGCUGUGGUCCUGCUAAAUAGCCCUGGUCCUACCCGUCUCCACACUGAGUCAAUGGUGCAGUGUGGCUAUUGGAUCAUUACGCUCACCCCAGUCUAGUCUGAGCAGCAGUGUGGCACGGACGUAUGCAAAAAUCCUGGACUUGCAACGCCUUUGUAUGAAAGAGAGGCCAACCAGCAGCCAUUUUACCGAGCCGAAUAAAAAGCGUUGG